Molecule: messenger RNA, 1080 nt
Organism: Naegleria gruberi
Lineage: Eukaryota; Heterolobosea; Eutetramitea; Acrasida; Naegleriidae
Exons: 1
Coding region: 1-1080 (359 amino acids)
Source: RefSeq, a predicted model, not a curated record
AUGAGCAACAAUAACAAUAACAGCGAACACUUAACGUCAUCAUCGUCGGUGAGUGAUUCCUUAUCAAUGUUUUCUUCGGGAGCAAACUUGUCGGAUCUUGGAAGUGGUUGUGAGGAGAGUGUUAUGGGAUUUUUGAGGGCAAGAGAUGUUGAUAAUAUGCAAAAGUUGAGGAGAGGAUUAACGAAGGAAACGUUACAAGACCAUGAGGAUAUUUUCAAGCAAAUAAUAGAUCACGGGUUUAUAUCUGCUGAUUUGAGAGGAACUAGAAAAUUGCCAGAAUCUUCUGAUAAUGAAUUUUAUCCUUUCCAAUCUCUUUGUAAUUUACUGAUGAAUCCGUUUGUUAUUCUUUCGGAAACAAUGAGAGCAGAUAUGAUCAAAAGAGCCCUUAAAUUGCCAAACAGUUCAAUUGAUACACCAAAUUAUGCCUUGAAAUUAAGUGCUUGUGUAGGAUGUCAAACUGUUGUGAUAGAUAAGGAAAUUAAACCACUCUUGAGAAAUCUCAUAAAUAUAGAAACAAAGGACUCACUUCUGAGUAAUAGAGCUUGUGUUGCCUAUGCAGCAGUUUAUCUCAACAAGUUGGAUUUGGAAACUGUUUUUGAUUUAUUAAUUCACCCUCAAUACCUUGUUCGACAAAAUAUCAAAGCUUGGAUUUUCAAACAAUUAUACGAAGAAGUAAUGAACAAGUCAGUUGAUCAGUGGAAGAAGGAUGUAAUUCCAAAAUUGAGCAAUUAUAUUGAUAAUGUAGAAUCUCCACCCAUAUCAAUGGUGAAGAAGGAUUUUUUAGCAGAUUUGGAAAAGUUCAGACAUGAGAAAACAGAAACUGGUUUCUCCAAAAUGAAUCAAUACCAAAUGCUAAGCAUUCCUAAUAUUGAAGAUUUGCAUGAAUUGGAAGAAUGGAAAAAGAGAGUCAGAAAAUCAAUUGAACAAUUGAAAGUGGAAGGUAAAAUACAAGUCUCUGAAGUGGAGACACAUUACCACAUUUGCAAGGGAGUUCUCUCACCUUACGAUUUGGAUGGUGAUGGAAUUUUAACAGAGAACGAAGCUCUCCAAUUAUCCUAUCUCAUCACAGACAAGCAUUAA